Messenger RNA from Funneliformis geosporum, 234 nucleotides. The record is from the annotation of a GenBank genome assembly. Lineage: Eukaryota; Fungi; Glomeromycota; Glomeromycetes; Glomerales; Glomeraceae.
AUGAAUUUAUUAUCAUAUUAUGGGAUAGGACAAUCUGCAAAAGAAAUUCGACAAUUUAAUACUGAUGAUACAGAAGUCAUUGCUGAAGGAACUUUAGAAAUUGAGAAAACUCUGGAUUUGUCAAGAUUUUUGCAAACAUCAAGGAAUGAAGAAGAUAAUAAUAGGGAAUUGGAAAGUAAGCUAGUAGAUUUGGAAGUUUUAAUCAAGAGGAAGAUUAUAAUCCAGCUGAACUAG